Molecule: messenger RNA, 3276 nt
Organism: Oncorhynchus nerka (sockeye salmon)
Lineage: Eukaryota; Metazoa; Chordata; Actinopteri; Salmoniformes; Salmonidae
Gene: vps26a
Product: VPS26, retromer complex component A
Exons: 9
Coding region: 203-1186 (327 amino acids)
Biological process (GO): retrograde transport, endosome to Golgi; intracellular protein transport
Cellular component (GO): endosome; retromer complex
Source: RefSeq, a predicted model, not a curated record
ACGAUCAGCUGCUUUGUUUUUACUGACAAUGAGGGAGAGGUUGUUGUCCUGGUCCCGAGCAAAAAAAAUGAUAUGACUAGACAUGGGACUUUUAUUUUGACAUUUCUGUGUUGCCACUAUUACUGCUCCUCUCGUUUGUAUCGUCACAGGAAUUAGCAACACGGAGGCUAGAUAGCUGUCUACAACUGUUUAAACAGCUGAAAUGAGUUUCCUGGGUGGUUUAUUUGGUCCUGUGUGUGAAAUUGAUGUCCUACUCAAUGAUGCAGAGACUAGGAAGACAGCAGAACUCAAGACAGAGGAUGGGAAAGUGGAGAAGAACUAUUUAUUUUAUGACGGAGAAUCGGUCUCUGGGAAGGUGAAUCUCAAUGUGAGGCAGACAGGCAAAAGACUAGAACACCAAGGGAUUCGAAUUGAGUUUGUUGGGCAGAUUGAGCUUUUCAGUGAUAAAAGCAACACGCAUGAAUUUGUGAACCUGGUAAAGGAGCUUGCCCUGCCAGGGGAGUUGACUCAGAAUCGAAGCUACGACUUUGAGUUCAUGCAGGUGGAGAAGCCAUAUGAGUCUUACGUUGGAGCCAACGUCCGACUGAGAUAUUUCCUCAAAGUGACAAUAGUGAGGAGACUGUCUGAUCUGGUGAAAGAGUAUGACCUCAUUGUCCAUCAGCUGGCCACUUACCCUGAUGUGAACAAUUCCAUCAAGAUGGAAGUUGGCAUUGAAGACUGUCUACAUAUAGAGUUUGAAUACAACAAGUCCAAAUACCACUUGAAAGAUGUCAUUGUGGGUAAAAUCUACUUCCUUCUUGUGAGAAUCAAAAUCCAGCACAUGGAACUUCAGUUGAUCAAGAAAGAGAUGACUGGAAUAGGUCCUAGCACAACUACUGAGACGGAGACUGUUGCCAAGUAUGAGAUUAUGGACGGAGCCCCUGUGAAAGGAGAGUCUAUUCCCAUCCGGCUGUUUUUAGCUGGCUACGACCUCACAGCCACCAUGAGGGACGUCAACAAGAAGUUCUCUGUGCGGUACUUCCUCAACCUGGUGCUGGUAGAUGAGGAGGACAGGAGAUACUUCAAACAACAGGAGAUUGUUCUGUGGAGGAAAGCUCCUGAGAAAAUAAGGAAACGGAACUUCCACCAACGCUAUGAGUCUCCUGAGCCACGGCCGACCCUUACUGCUGAGCAACCCGAAAUGUGAAGACCACUGGAAACAGAAAAUGCUGAGAAUGUUUCUGAUUAUGCUUAAAGCAAACAAGGGGGCGCAACUCGACACAUGCAAGGUGAAAUUAAAGCGCCAGACAGCCAUUUAAUAGAACUACCUUCUGCAAGGUUACAGUCUCUUGCUGCUACACCUGAAUGGGCUGGGUCUACUCUGCUGGCCACAGCAAGCACUCUUGUUAGCUUACUGUAUGGACUCGUCUGUUUGACACACAAUAUAAAGCACUGGAAUGGGAGCUACCAUUUAUUUCAUAUUGCAAAAACGUUUGACCUACCCUUCCUGUAAAAUAUGCACUUGGUUAGGCUCAACACUGGGGACAUGACGUACAAUCAUACACUACUAGAUAUUUCAAAGGACGUUCCAGUGCAUGUAGGCAGGUCAAAUUGAAUAUGAAGGGUUAAUGUUGUGUUCAGCGUUGGCUGUAAGGUCAAGCUGUAAGACAAUAGGCAUGCUUUGAGCUCAAAGGGUGCCGUAUUCAUAAUUCACUGAAAUACAGUGAGCUUCAAAAGUAUUGGGACAGUGACAUUUUUGUUGUUUUGGCUCUGUGCUCCAGCACUUUGGAAAUUAAAUGAUACAGUGACUGCGAGGUUAGUGCAGGCUGUCAGUUUUAAUUUGAGGGUAUUUUCAUCCAUAGCAGGGGAACCGUUUAGAAAUUACAACACGUUUUGUACAUACUUAUGUGUAUUAAAGUAGUCAAGUUUAGUAUUUUCUUAUUCUUAGCAGAUUAUUUUGUGCCCAAUAGAAAUGAAUGGUAAAUAAUGUAUUGUAUCAUUUUGGAGUCACUUUUAUUGCAAAUAAGAACAUAGUGUUUCUAAACACUUCUAUAUUAAUGUGGAUGCUACCAUGAUUACGGAUAGUCCUGAAUGAAUCGUGAAUAAUGAUGAAUGAAAAAGUUAGACACAUCUUACCCCCCACAAAAAAAUGCUAAGAGGUUAGCAUGUCUUGGGGGUAUGAUUUGUGCAUCUAACUUUCUCAUUCAUAGUCCUGAAUCAAUUGAAAAAUUAUCUGUAAACAUGGUAGUAUCCACAUUCAUGUAGUGUUCAGAAACAUUAUAUUCUUAUUUACAAUAAUAGUGACUCCAAAAUGGCACAAUACAUGAUUUACCAUUCAUUUCUAUUGGGUACAAAAUCUGAAACGCAACCAAAACAAACAGCAAAUGCAUCCAGCAAGUUUGUAGAGUCACAAGCUUAAUGUAAUCAUUGCUUGCUAGGAAUAUGGGACCAAAUACUAAACUUUUGACUACUUUUAAUACAUAAGUGAAUUUGGCCCAAUACUUUGUCCCUCCAUUUUAUGGGACCAUGUACAAAAAGUGCUGUACUCUAAACGGUUCACCUGAUAUGGAUAAAAUACCUUCAUAUUAAAACACUAACCUCAUAGUCAUUGUAUAAUGUCAGAUCCAAAGUGAUGGAGUACAGAGCCAAAACAGUGUGUCACUGUCCCAAUACUUUUGGAGCUCGCUGUAUGUAAAAUAUUUCUAUCUCCUAAGUUAUUUAGUGUAUAACCUGUAGUUUUGUUCUUUUUUUUUCUUUUUUCUUUCACUUCUUGUAUUUUGUGCUUUUCUUUUUCGAAAUACAAAUAUACUGUAUGUUAAUAAAUGCUUUUGCUAGUGUCAUUGGAUUGAGGCACUACAAAAUGCUGUUUAAAUAAAAUUAUUUUGAUCAACGGUUAGGUCCUACAUGUAUAUCUGUAUAUCUGUAUGUCCUGUUCGAUGAUGGUUGAAUGGGUACUUACAUUUAUUGUGGUUUUGUCUAUAUUUAGAGAAGUGCCACUUUACAUUUGCAUAAGGAUACAUAUUUAAGCUCAGAUGGGGCUGUGCUACAAUCACGUAACAAUGUUAUGUCUUCAUUUCUGAAUACUAUACAGGCAAUAUUUUUUUUUUUUUUUAGUUAAGUGCCUGUAAGGUCAUGAAGAAACUUAUGCCAAAUACUGGCCUGACUCACCAUUGCAUGUUCACCACAUUUUAUACCGUGUUCAAUAUGUAUCUGACUUGUGUGGACGUUGAACAUUUGUAUAUAUCUAGCCUCAGUCUAUAUCCAUCAUCAAUUAAAUUAAAUGCAAAUUUAUACUUA